GUGACGUCUUACCUGCGCCGGAAGUGUCUUAAACGAUGAUGUGUUACCUUCAUUGAGAUCUCGUUACAGUUGAACUUCAAGCUUGUGUUUGGUAUAACAGUCCAUCCAAAUUGCUCAAUACUGUACAAGUCGAUGUCAAAAAAGGACCUACUUCGCGUACGUGAAAAAAGCAGCAGCACAGGGUUGAGGAACUAAUGGCGCCCAAAGGUAAGGUCGGCACUAAAGGCAAGAAGCAAAUCUACGAGGAGAAUGAGGUGACACUCAAGUUCUACACCAGAGUAAUCUUGGGAGCCAACGCGAUAUACACUGCGUUAAACCUCUUGGUCUUCUAUAGCUAUUCAACGUUUUGGACAUGGUUUGCGCUGGUGUUUGCCCUGGCAGUGUAUGUGGGCAGUUACCGCGCCAUGACUGCCAUGGCCCAAGCAGUGUUUGGUGAGGAUGGGAGUCUGAUCGACGGUGGAAUAGAUCUGAACAUGGAGCAGGGGAUGGCAGAGCAUCUGAAAGAUGUUAUCCUGCUAACUGCUAUAUUACAAGUGCUCAGCACCAUCUCCUCCUACUUCUGGUACCUUUGGCUGCUGGCCCCGGCGCGAGCAAUGUUCCUGCUGUGGGUGAACUUCCUAGGCCCCUGGUUUUCGGCCGAGACCCCUGGUGCAGCCCCAGAGGAGGUGAAUGAGAAGAAGCAGAGACGACAGGAGCGCAGACAGAUGAAGAGAUUCUAACUUGGCAGACUGCCGUAGUAUUUCUAUACACAGAAUGAAUCUAAGUGCAGCCAGGAACUCUACAGUUAAGUUAUUCAGGAGGAACUUUUGAUGUGUGCACAAAGACAUCCAGGUAUGGAUAAAGAAUUGAACUGAACCCUGUGGGUGAUCUGGUUUUCCUCUCUCCCUAUCCCUCUAUCCUUCCAAUUCUUCCUCCCCUCUGUCAUUAUCCUUUUUCUUCCCAUCUGGAGAGGAAAUCGUCCUUGUUGGGCUGAUGACCUCGUCACCAGUGCAUGUUGUCAUAUACCUUGGCCUGUAAUUUGUUCACAUCCAAUUGUUCAAAAUCUAGGUCUGUGUGUCACACCAAUUUCAUCUGAACUAGUGAAAAGGAUGUGGUGAUCUUACCCUUUGGCAGACCUUUUAUUUUAGACUAUGCUCAUCAGAUUACACGCUCAUGCCUAAUUCCAAAUAGACCACUAGCCACUACCACCUAGGUGCUCAUCUAGACCAAGGGGGAACUAUUAUCUAACUUUUACAGAUAUUUAUUUCAGAUCUACAUGCGGUGCAUAGGGUUAGGUGCUAUGUGUUGAUUUGGAAUUGGGCAUAUGUGACGAAGGUCCAAAUUAAAUCCGAUUGUGCUUUGUCUGCAAUGCACAGUUUAAAGGCAAUGUUCUCGCGGAGACUACAUUCACUGUUAAUGCUGCAUAUGUUGGCUCAAUUGGAAAGGACUUUUACACUGAACAAAAAUAUCAACGCAACAUGUAAAGUGUUGGUCCCAUGUUUCAUGAGCUGAAAUAAAAGAUCACAGAAAUGUUUCAUACGCACAAAAAGCUUAUUUCUCUCAAAUGUUGUGCACAAAUUUGUUUAAAUCCCUAUCAGUGAACAUUUGCUCAUAUAAUUAAUCCACCUGACAGGUGUGGCAUAUCAAGAAGCUGAUUAAACAGCAGGAUCAUUACCCAGGUGCACCUUGUGCUGGGGACAAUAAAAGGCCACUCUCUAAAAUGUGUAGUUUUAUCACACAGAUGUCUCAAGUUGAGGGAGCAUGCAAUUGGCAUGCCGACAGCAGGAAUGUCCACCCGAGCUGCUGCUAGAGAAUUGAAUGUUAAUUUCUCUACCAUAAGAUGCCUCCAUUUUAGAGAAUUUGGCAGUACGUCCAACUGGCCUCACAACCGCAGACCAUGUGUAUGGCUUCAUGUGGGCGAGCGAUUGGCUGAUGUCAACGUUGUGAACAGAGUGCCCCAUGGUGGGCUUAUGGUAUGGGCAGGUAUGAGCUACGGACAACAAACACAAUUGCAUUUUAUCGAUAGCAAUUGUAAUGCAUAGAGAUACCGGAACAAGAUCCUGAGGCCCAUUGUCAUGCCAUUCAUCCACUGCCAUCACCUCAUGUUUCAGCAUGAUAAUGCACGACCUCAUGUUGCAAGGAUCUCUACACAAUUUCUGGAAGCUGGAAAUGUCCCAGUUCUUACAUGGUCUGCAUACUCACGAGACAUGUCACCCGUUGAGCAUGUUUGGGAUGCUCUGGUUCGACGUGUACGAUUGCGUGUUCCAGUUUACACCAAUAUCUAGCAACUUCGCACAGCCAUUGCAGAGGAGUGGGACAACAUCCCACAGGCCACAAUCAACAGCCUGAUCAACUCUAUGCGAAGGAGAUGUGCCGCGCUGCAUGAGGCAAACGGUGGUCACCAGAUACUGACUGGUUUUCUGAUCCACUCCCCUACAUAAAAAAGGUAUCUGGGACCAACAGAUGCAUAUCUGUAUUCCCAGUCAUGUGAAAUCCAUAGAUUAGGGCCUAAUUUAUUUAUUUCAGUUGACUGAUUUCCUUAUAUGAACUGAAACUCAGUAAAAUAUUUGUAAUGGUUGCAUGUUGCGGUUAUAUUUUUGUUCAGUAUAAAUGACACAUUGUCUAAAUCCGCUAUCAAAUUGUAUCUCGGCCCUAAUCAUUGUUAUUGCUCCCAUCCUUCACAAUGCUUAAAAAUGAUUUGAUUACAAACAAUAACAAUCGUGUACAUACAUUUAUCAUUUCAAGUGCAUUUCUUCACAGCAUAAAUAAGCAAUUGGAAAUGUAGUGCCUUCAGAAAGUAUUCAGACCCUUUGACUUUUUCCACAUUUUUGUUGAUACAGCCUGAAUUUAAAAUUGAUUAAAUAGAGAUUUUGUCACUGACCUACACAUGAUACCCCAUAAUGUCAACAUGGAAUUAUGUUUUUUGAAAUGUUUACUAAUUAAGUUAAUUAUUCAACCCAUUUGUUACGGCAAGCCCAAAUAAUUUUGUGCUUAACAAAUCACAUAAGUUGCAUGGACUCAUUGUGUGGGCAAUAAUAGUGUUUAACAUUAUUUUAGAAUGACUACCUUGCAUCUCUGUGCCCCAAUUAUCUGUAAGGUCCCUCAGUCGAGCAGUGAAUUUCAAACACAGAUUCAACCACAAAGACCAGGGAGGUUUUCCAAUGCCUUGCAAAGAAGGGCAUCUAUUGGUAGAUGGCCAAAUGUUUACAACAUUGUAGUUACUUCUGUACAGAAGAAAAAUAUUCUAAAACAUGUUUGCAACAAGGCACUAAAGUAAUAAUGGUCCUAAAGUUUGGUCCUAAAUAAAUUCAAUGUGUUUGGGAAUGGAAUGUAGCUAAGCAAAGGCAAAAUCCUAGAGGAGAACCUGGUUCAGUCUGCUUCCCACCAGACACUGGGAGAUGAAUUCACCUUUCAGCAGGAUGGUAAUCUGAAACACAAGGCCAAAUAUACACUGGAGUUGCUUACCAAGAAGACCGUGAAUGUUCCUGAGUGGCCGAGUUAGUUUUGACUUAAAUCUACUUGAACAUCUAUGCCAGUACCUGAAAAUGGUUGUCGAAUGUCUAGCAAUUAUCAACAAACUAUUUGACAGAGCUUUAAGAAUAAUAAAAAGGAAGAAUAAUGGGUAAAUGUGGAGAGCUCUUAGAGACUUACCCAGAAAUACUCUCAGCUGUAAUCGCUGCCAAAGGUGCUUCUACAAAGUAUUGACCCAGGGGUAUGAAUAUAUAAUAUUUCAUUUUCAAUACAUUUGCAAAAAUGUCUAAAAACAUGUUUUCACUUUGUCAUUAUGGGAUAUUGUGUGUACAGUAGAUGGAUGAGAGGGAUUAAAUAGAAUGUUCCAUCUUGAAUUCCGGCUGUAACACAACAAAAUGUGGAAUAAGUCAAGGGGUAUGAAUACUUUCUAAAGGCACUUUAGUAUACCUUUUGAUGUGUAGCCAUCAAAAUACUGGAUUUCACACCAUCUCCAUAUCUCUCAACUGAAUGACCCAGGCUGUGUCAUCACUCCCUUUUGGAGAUAUGAUAGAACUGUCGUCUCAGAUCCUCAAAGGGGAGUGAUGGAGGGUAGAUUGUAGAAAACACCUUCCUGUAGCUAAUGCUUCCCCAGUGAGUGAGUUAUUGCCUGGGUCAUUGAUGAGCAUAGACAAGGUGCUAGGAAUGGGACUAUGACCUAUGACUGCUGUUCUGGCUUUGCCAAAAUCAUAUUUGAAUAAUACACAAAUGAAAUGGAAGUAUAUAUUGAUGCACUGGUAGUUAGUUGGCAGCAACUUGUGUGAUCAAUAUGCCUAUACAAUGUAAGCAUGUCAAAGCACGGGUAACAUGGUGGUUGAUCUCUUCAGAAAUGUCUGCCUUUUUAUAAUCAGCCAACACAGUACCAGUCAAAAGUUUGGAUACACCUGCUCAUUCCAGGGUUUUUCUUUAUUUUUACUGUUUUCUACAUUGUAGAAUAAUAGUGAAGACAAACUAUGAAAUACACAUGGAAUCUGUUAAUUGAAAUGCAUUCCAGGUGACUACCUCAUGAAGCUGGUUGAGACAAUGCCAAGAGCGUGCAAAGCUGUCAUCAAGGCAAAGGGUGGCUACUUUGAAGAAUCUCAAAUAUAAAAUAUAUUUUGAUUUAACACUUUUGGUUACUACAUGAUUCCAUGUGUGUUAUUUCAUAGUUUUGAUGUUUUCACUAUUCUACAAUGUAGAAAAUAGUAUAAAUACAGAAAACCCAUGAAAUGAAUAGGUGUGUCAACUUUUGAUUGGUACUGUAUGUAAGCCUAGAUACUAUUGCUACAAGGUCUUAAUGUACAUAUUAUUAAAUUGAUUUCAGUAUAUAAACAAUAACCUGUCAUUUUGUCAUUUUUUUCACAACGAUUUAACAAGUAUAUUGUUUGUAUUGUUUUGUGUUUUCAAUAAAUGUAUAUUAAAGUAA
Molecule: messenger RNA, 4891 nt
Organism: Salvelinus fontinalis (brook trout)
Lineage: Eukaryota; Metazoa; Chordata; Actinopteri; Salmoniformes; Salmonidae
Product: transmembrane protein 208-like
Exons: 6
Coding region: 195-719 (174 amino acids)
Biological process (GO): vacuolar protein processing
Cellular component (GO): intracellular membrane-bounded organelle
Source: RefSeq, a predicted model, not a curated record